AUGCAAGAUUUCCAAGUUUCAUCGAAAGGGCAAGAAAAAAAACAAUGCAAUGACAAAGAUAUGGAAGAUAUCAAUGAUGAUCUAUCAUACAUAAAUUGUCGUCUUCUGUUACCAUCAUCAAUCUUUGCAGUAAUUAGCAUUGCAGCUAUUUUGGUUGGGACAAUUCUAGGUCAUUUCUAUGACACUAAACGAAAAGAAGAUGGAAGCAUACCAUCUUGGUUAUUUGCAUCAGGAUGGUACUCAAAAUAUUGCACGAAUUCGACAUCAACUAUGAUACCUGACUGGUAUCUUCCAUCAGUACUUCGAUUACUUGAACUUACUGUGCAAGCAAAUGUAUCAUUUCGUAUAGCAGUCUGUAUUCCAACAUCGCUUCGAUUAUUUCAAAGUUAUUUAAAUGCUAUUAUUAAUGAGCGCUUUUGUCCACAUACCAAGAAAUGGUUAUGGUAUCGUUGGUGUAAUAUUGCUGUUCCAAUCUUACUUUUAUUUGAAAUUUCCUUCUGUACACUUUUUACAAUAAAUACCAUUCGUCAAGAUUAUCAAAUUUUAUAUAAAAUAUCAUUUAAUUUAUUCAUAAUCAGUGCUCUAUUACAUAUGACCGCAUGUACUGCAGUAACAAUUUAUCGAAGAAAUGAAAAAAACCAGACAAUUGAUCAAAUAUCGAUAAUAGUCAAAUUAUUAUGUUUGAUUACAUUUGGUAUAGUAACACCACAAGUGACUAUUUUCCAUAAUACAUUUAUCGAUUCUCCCACAUGUCACUAUUAUGUGCCACCUUAUCAGGCCUUAUGCGAAUACAUAUUAAUUAUUUCCAAUGCUUUGUUUCAUCUAACAAUUAUCACCGAUACACGAAACUUGAGGUUUCUUAUUUAUCCACGCACAUGUUCCGGUGAAUGCGAACCAGUAAAUCCUGAGAAUUUUCGAAAAGGAGGCAAAUUCGAGCACUGUCGUUCACAAUAUCAUUUAAAUAAGAAAAAGUUGAUGAAUAAUAUGAAAAUGAAAGAAACUACAUUUUAG
Messenger RNA from Brugia malayi, 1011 nucleotides. RefSeq lists its product as uncharacterized. The transcript has 7 exons. Bases 1 to 1011 code for a protein of 336 amino acids. Gene Ontology annotation, biological process: GPI anchor biosynthetic process. Lineage: Eukaryota; Metazoa; Nematoda; Chromadorea; Rhabditida; Onchocercidae. The record is from RefSeq and is a predicted model, not a curated record. Gene Ontology annotation, cellular component: Golgi membrane; endoplasmic reticulum membrane.